Molecule: messenger RNA, 723 nt
Organism: Fusarium graminearum PH-1
Lineage: Eukaryota; Fungi; Ascomycota; Sordariomycetes; Hypocreales; Nectriaceae
Exons: 2
Coding region: 1-723 (240 amino acids)
Source: RefSeq, a predicted model, not a curated record
AUGUCUCACGCCAACGAUAACGGUCCUGCUCUUAUCGCGAGGGAUAGCGGCAACGACCAUGAUUCGGAUGUUGAAUUCACUAUAGAUCUUGAACGUUCCGACUCUGCGGUCGCAAUGCAGAACAAGUUGCAUCUGCCUAGUCUGAUGUCUCAGAUGCAGCAAGAUUCACGGAACCUGAAAGCCGGUAUCGAAUAUCUCACGUACGAAAGGGAGAGUUUAGAGACCGCCAUAAUGCGCCUCGAAGCAGAAACGGAACACUUUGGUAUGGAGCAAGAGAUCGAAACGAACGAGCAUGAUGCUAACACUCGACUAUUCGGCUUGACCGAUCCGGACCGAGAUGAAAUCAACAUGGUUGAUGGCUGCAACACUUCGGGGCAUAAAUCCUUCCAGUCUAACUCCCGCGAUCACCAGGAAAGCUUCAUCGCCAAAAGUUUGACAGCGUUGGGUUUUGACGCCAGCAACCUUCAUACAUUCCGUCCGGAUUCCAUCCACAUCAUCUACCAUGCGCUCUUGUCUGGAUACAGACGCUCAAACCUGGCCGCCUUUGCAGACCAGGAAGAGCCGGGAUGUUUCUUCUGCCUAGAAGAGAUUGCUAUCGGUAAUUGGGCUGUUGCAGUGUGUCACUCUGGCAGGGAGGAUGGAUUGUGGUGCAGUACGCACCUCGACAAAGGAUGCAUAUGGUUGACCAAGGCUGAAGGUCUCUGGAAGCUUAAUGUGUUCUGA